UCUAAAGACACCGUGACUGUCUUUCUAUACCAACGAAACGUGAAGCUGUAGUACGUGAAAGAUUUCUCUUCAGCCAAAGGCCCUGACAUUUUCAAGAAGCAGCAGCAAAAAUGACUAAGGGUACAACUUCUAUGGGUAAGAGAGGCAACAAGUCUCAUACCCUCUGCCGUCGUUGUGGAAAGCGCUCUUUCCAUAAGCAAAAGAGCACUUGUGCUUCUUGCGGUUAUCCCUCUGCCAAGACUCGUCGCUUCAACUGGGGUGCCAAGGCUAAGAGAAGAAAAGCCACUGGUACCGGUCGUAUGCAACACAUGAAGUUGGUCCACCGUAGCUUCGUUAACGGAUUCCGUACUGGUUCUAAGCCUGCUGCUGGAUCCAAGGCUGCCGCCGCUUCUGCUUAAGUUUAGUGCAUUCAGAUCUUUUUUUUUUUUUAGAAUAGGUAUUGCCUAUUUUAAUGUACAAAUUGUAUUCUCUGACUGGAUCCGUUCUUAUUGGCAGUUUUUGGGAAAGAAAUUUAAUAUUGUUCUUUUCAUUUUUAUGUAUUCUUGUUGUCUCGUAGAUGACUUCCAGUAGUGAUAUGCAAGUCUAAAUAAUAAGAGUAAAAGCAUGGAAAGUAAGGAG
Messenger RNA from Schizosaccharomyces octosporus yFS286, 618 nucleotides. RefSeq names its product 60S ribosomal protein L37. The transcript has 2 exons. Gene Ontology annotation, cellular component: ribosome; cytosolic large ribosomal subunit. Gene Ontology annotation, biological process: translation. Gene Ontology annotation, molecular function: RNA binding; structural constituent of ribosome. Lineage: Eukaryota; Fungi; Ascomycota; Schizosaccharomycetes; Schizosaccharomycetales; Schizosaccharomycetaceae. Bases 111 to 398 code for a protein of 95 amino acids. The record is from RefSeq and is a predicted model, not a curated record.